Messenger RNA from Nipponia nippon (crested ibis), 1428 nucleotides. NCBI's taxonomy places the organism in Eukaryota, Metazoa, Chordata, Aves, Pelecaniformes, Threskiornithidae. The record is from RefSeq and is a predicted model, not a curated record.
AUGACGAUGUUGAAGCUUUUUGGAAUCAUCCUUUUCUGUGGCCUCCUCUCGCCCUCUCAAGAAGUCUUGUCCGGUCUGUCCUGCGCCGUCAGUCCAGGGGCAAUGCAGAAUGUUCUCUCGGAUGCCAUACUCCAGAACGGGCUUCUCCAGCAGCACCUCCAGGGCCUCGUGCUCCCAAACAUCAUGGGUGAAGGGGGUCUGCUGAACUCUCCCACCAGCAUCACUGGCCUGCACCUUGUCAAGGUUCGGCUCCCCAAGCUGUCAGUGGCGCUGCUGCCAGGGAUCGGGGUCCAGCUGACCAUCGCCGCGAAGCUGGAGCUCAGCGGCAACUGCUUGGUUGGCCUUCUUUCAGAACUAAUUGAUAUCUUAGUGGAUGUGAACAUUACUGCAAACAUUAAAUGCACGAAUUUUGAAUCGGGCACAGUCCAGGUCGUCAUUGAAGACUGCCUCUGCAUUCUUGGUGCCAUAAAGAUCAAGCUCCUUUCUGGCUUACUCUCCCUAUCGGUAAAUGAGAUAGUGCUUAAGCAGCUGACAGCGACUCUGCCUGGCCUGCUGUGUCCAGUAGUCGAUAUUGUCGUCAACCUUGUGAACAUCCAGCUCCUGGGCACUCUCAAUGCGGUGAUCCCGGUCGGUACGGCAGGAACGAUUCACUACCAGCUGGCCAGCCUGCCCUUUACCUCUGGCUUGUUCCUUGGGUUGGAUUUAGAUGGUGCAGUGAAGCAGGUGGGAGGCAGCAUCAUCCCCCAUGACUCGUCCCCCUCUGCUUUGCCUCCGCUGCUGGACAAGCUUCUGGUCUUGGGACUGCGCCAGAGCUUUCUCAAUGCAGCCCUGUCCCUCCUGAUCCAGAUACCGCCGCAGACCUUCACCUGCACGCCAGAAGUCUUCUCCGGCGCCAGCCAUCUGCAAGAAGCCAUGGCGACCCUCCUUCCUGCUGGGUGCUCCACCUGCCGCGGGACCAGUCCUCUGAGCAUUAACCUAAUUUUGGUUGGGAACCCGCUCAUCCUCUUGGAAGAAAACAAAGCCACCGUCGAGCUUUCGGUCAUGAUUCAGGUGUUCAUUAAGCGUUUAGAUGGAGACAUCCUCAACCUCCUGCUCCUGAAGGCCGACCUCGGUCUAAACGUCCGCGUGUCGAUUGCUGGAGGCAGACUGGUGCUGGGGUUGUCCCUGGGCAGCAUUUCCCUCUCCUUGGAGUCUUCUGAUGUUGGCAUCAGUAACAUCUCGAACUUGAAGCCACACUGCAGCAGCCUGCUGGCAGAAACGUUGCUGCCCCUUAUCAAUGGCGCUCUGAGCAUCGGGAUCCCGCUGCCGAACGUGCUGGGCAUUCCCUUAAUAAAGGUGGAUGUUCAGAUAUUAGCGGAACGAUGCUCCUGCGCGGUGGUGGGGUCCCUGCUGAAGCAGCGUGCUGCAGGUGGCCCCGGCGCCAGCUGA